CUUUCCUUUUCCUUCUCUCUCUCUCUCCCUCUCUUCUACUUCUCGCGCCCUGCCUUGUUCCCAGCUGAAAGUCACAUCUAUCUCCCCUCUACAACACCCCCCGGGACCCAUUCGCUCACUUACAUCUCCUUCUGGUUAUGGUUACGGGCCACUCGGGCCUCACUUAGCCUUCCGGUCCCUCAUUAUUUCAUUUGCUUCAUACCUCUGUAAGGCCUCGGUCCUCGUUUGCAGGCCGCCUGGGUUCGCGCGCCUGGCCCUGCGCCCACCCCCGUUGUUGGCACUUCGACCACUUAUCCCGGUGAGACAUUUCUCGAUUCCUCAUCUACAAACCAUGAGCUCUUCCGAGGAUGACACCCCGCUUGCGAAGGAGAAUGGCAAGUCCAUUGACGCCGCGCUUUCUGAGAAGAUGAUCGCCAAGUCAACUGAUCGUAUGAUGGGUGACGCUGCAGAGACCAACGGUCAUACCGAACCUGGGGUCUCGGUCAGGUUCGGUCCGGUUCAGGAUGGGGACGUUGAAAUGGCAGAUGCAGGAGCGGACGUCAAUGGCCGCACGCUCAGCAAGAGGAAGUCUCGAGCAAGCGUCGAUAAGCCCGUUUCAUAUGCGGAGCCUCAGAGCAGCGAAGAUGACGAGCCCUUGAGUAAGAAGCGUCGCACUUCUACCAAGGCGCACAAGGAUCCCGAAACGGAUGAGGAUGUCCCAUUGGCAGCAAAUGGAAGGAAGCUUCCCAAGGCGUCUGAGACUGCUAUCGGGGACGAGUCCGAUUCUGACGUUCCCAUUGGGAAGAAGCUUGCCAACGAGAAAGCCAAGAUAGAAAAGGAAGCGGAGAAAGAAGCCAAAGCUAUCCGGAAAGACGAAGCUGCGGCUGCCAAGAAAGCCAAUGCAAAGACCGCGAAAGCCACGAAGCCUGCAACGAAUGGCAAGAAACAGGCGAACGGAAUUAAGAAGGAAGCUAGCGACGAUGAGCCCCUGUCUCGCAAAGCUCCUGCCAAGAAGACCUCGAAGGCAGUUAAAACCGAGCCGAAAUCUGAGCCUUCCACUCCCGUGAAGAAAGGUAAGGGCAAGGCGACGCCUGUCAAGGAUGAGACCGAAGAACCCGAGGGCGAUGAGGAAGAAGAAUACCGGUGGUGGGAGGAUCCAACAAAGAGUGACGGUACUAUCAAAUGGACGACUCUAGAACACAACGGUGUCGUCUUUCCCCCGCCUUAUCAGCCGCUGCCCGAGAACGUCAAGAUGAAAUAUGACGGAAUUCCGAUCACCUUGCACCCUGAUGCCGAAGAAGUUGCUGGUUUCUUCGGUGGCAUGCUGAAUUCGACUCACAAUGUCGAGAAUCCUACUUUCCAGAAGAACUUUUUCAUGGAUUUCCAAGACAUCCUCAAGAAGACCGGAGGUGCGAAGGAUCCUAAAGGGAAUCCUGUUCAAAUCAAGGAAUUCUCGAAAUGCGAUUUCCGACCGAUCUUCGAGUACUACGAAGCCCAGCGGGCUGCCAAGAAGGCCCUUCCAGCGGCCGAGAAGAAGCGUCUGAAAGCCCAGAAAGAAGAAGAGGAAGCUCCUUACCAAUACUGUUUGUGGGAUGGACGUAAGCAGAAGGUUGGAAACUUCCGCGUUGAACCUCCAUCUCUCUUCCGUGGUCGUGGUGAGCACCCUAAGACCGGAAGGGUGAAGACCAGAGUCCAGCCUGAGCAGAUCACGAUCAACAUCGGCAAGGAUGCACCGGUCCCUCCACCUCCUGAAGGCCAUCGGUGGAAGGAAGUGAAGCAUGACCAAGAAGGUACCUGGCUUGCCAUGUGGCAGGAAAAUAUCAAUGGCAACUAUAAAUAUGUCAUGCUUGCGGCCAACUCCGAUAUUAAAGGCCAGAGUGACUAUAAAAAGUUUGAAAAGGCUCGAGAGCUGAAGAAGCACAUUGACCGUAUCCGCAAGGAUUACCAGAAAAAUCUCAAGCACGAGUUGAUGGCGGAGCGGCAGAAGGCCACCGCAGUAUAUCUCAUUGACCAGUUCGCGCUCCGUGCUGGUAACGAGAAAGGUGAAGACGAGGCUGAGACUGUGGGCUGCUGCUCGCUGAAAUACGAGAAUGUCACUCUGAAGCCGCCAAACAAGGUCGUCUUUGACUUCCUUGGUAAAGAUAGUAUUCGGUUUUACGACGAGGUGGAAGUAGACGCGCAGGUGUUCAAGAAUCUGAAGAUUUUCAAGAAGCCACCGAAGAAGGAAGGUGAUGAGAUCUUCGAUCGCUUGACGACAACCGCAUUGAACAAGCAUCUGUCGAAUUACAUGCAGGGCUUGACAGCCAAGGUCUUCCGUACUUACAACGCCUCUUACACGAUGGCCCGACUGCUCAAGGAGAUGAACCCACAAGGUUCUAUUCAUGAGAAGGUCAAAGCGUACAAUGAUGCGAAUCGUAAGGUGGCCAUUCUUUGUAACCACAAACGUACUGUCGCUGCUGGACAUGCUGGCCAGAUGGAGAAAUUGUCAGAUAGGAUCAAGGGACUGCGUUACCAGAAAUGGCGCAUCAAGCAGAUGAUGCUCAGCCUUGAGCCUACGUUGAAGAAGAAGAAGGGCGCCAAAUAUUUCGAACUAGAUGAGGAUCUUGAUCAAGAAUGGGUCAAAGAACACCAGGCCUUCCUUGUUGAGGAACAACGCCAGAAGAUCAAGAAGAAAUUCGAAAAGGACAAUGAGAAGCUGGCCGCAGAAGGCGAGAAAGAGAUGAAACCUAAGGAACUUGAAGAGAGGCUAAAGGCUGCCGAUGACCUGGCGAAAAAGUUCGCUAAGGAAAAUAAGACCGGCAAAGUCGAACCGGAGGGCAAAGGCCCGACUGUCGAGAAGUUCGAGAAUAAUCUCGCGAAGCUUGACCAACGUAUUGAGGCCAUGUCAUUGCAAGCUGAAGACAAGGAGAGCAACAAAGAAGUUGCCCUUGGUACUUCAAAGAUCAACUACAUUGAUCCGCGUCUGACUGUGGUGUUCUCGAAGAAAUUCAAUGUCCCCAUUGAGAAGUUCUUCUCUAAGACCCUGCGUGAGAAGUUCGACUGGGCUAUAAAGUCUGUAGAUGAGGACUGGGAAUUCUAAUUCCCUUCUCUAAAGAUCAUUUGUGAUGUGGCGCGCGGUGAAGUCAUUCAUGGUUUGGGGGGUUUGGGGGUCGUUUUUUACCUGUGCUUAUAUAGCGUUCUGUGCAUUCGGUUACUUUCUCACCCAUGUCUUCCUAUUGGCAUCUCAUCAAUCUCAAAUUAGACGGAUGUGGCGGCUCUUUGGAUAGUGGACCCCACCGUCACUUCUAGAGAGCCAUGUGUAUUUGCAGAUCCCUUUUGACCCCGGUGGCUUGUCUUGUGAAACCUCCACAAGCCUUUUUUUAUAUCUUUCGUUCCUAUCCUUCCUAGUUGAUUAUUUCUACGCACCAACUAACCUCAGAAAAAAGUGCCUGUUCUACCUUCAGUCGAUUUGUCAGCUUGUAUUAUGGGCGCGAAUGUCGUGCUGGGAACUGGCUUCUGCUUAUGCAUGUGUGCUAAAAACUCGAGAAUAAAAUCAAAAACGAAUCGAAUCCGAAG
Messenger RNA from Paecilomyces variotii, 3534 nucleotides. RefSeq lists its product as hypothetical. Bases 332 to 3058 code for a protein of 908 amino acids. Gene Ontology annotation, molecular function: DNA topoisomerase type I (single strand cut, ATP-independent) activity; DNA binding. Gene Ontology annotation, cellular component: nucleolus; chromosome. The transcript is spliced from 6 exons. The record is from RefSeq and is a predicted model, not a curated record. Lineage: Eukaryota; Fungi; Ascomycota; Eurotiomycetes; Eurotiales; Thermoascaceae. Gene Ontology annotation, biological process: DNA topological change; chromosome segregation; DNA replication.